CAUGUAAUAAUUUGAACGAAAUCGAAAGCAAUAAAAUGUCUAGUGCAGAAGGAAUAUUUUCCUUGCGUGUAGUUAUAGCAGAUUUUUAUAUGGAAAAGCCGGUGCCAGGAUUAGAUGCAUGUUAUUCAGAAUUUCGAGGCAAAGAAAUUAAAAGGGUACCAGUUAUACGCAUAUUUGGUUCCAAUGCUCAGGGCCAAAAAACCUGCAUGCAUGUUCAUGGUGUAUUUCCUUACUUUUAUAUACCAUACGAUCAAAAGGAUUUUGAAUCCUUAAAUAAGGCCAUUUAUCAAAUUGCAAUUAAUUUAGAUAAGGCCAUCAAUAUUUCUCUUAGCCAAGGAAGUUCUUCGUCUCAGCAUGUUUUUAAAGUACAAUUGGUUAAAGGAAUACCAUUUUAUGGAUACCAUCGCUCUGAACAUCAAUUCCUUAAAAUCUACAUGUUUAAUCCACGAUUUGUGCGACGAGCCGCAAAUCUUUUACAAAACGGUGCGAUUUUAAAUAAAAACUUUCAUCCUCAUGAAGCACAUGUGCCCUAUAUUUUACAAUUCAUGAUUGAUUUUAAUUUGUAUGGCAUGAGUUUUUUACACGUUCCCUUGGAAAUUGUAAAAUUUCGUCGUUGUAGCGCCGCCGAAGAGAUUCCUUUCAAAAAUCUCCAGGAAUCACAAAUUUUGGAUUUUAACGUAGUUAAGAAAUUAUCCUGCAGCUCGCUAGAAGUUGAUAUUGGUUCAAAUUUUAUUCUAAAUCGUUUUCAACUAAUUGCUAAAACGAAUACAACACAUACAAAUCCCGGCAUUGAAUCGAUUUGGAAUGAUGAACGUUUGAGGAGGCAAAAACUAGCUAAAACAAUGGAAGACGAUGAAGAGAAGUUAAAUGCGAUACCCCCACUUGAAAUACCAUCUACCCAAGAACGACCCGAUGUACAGCCCACGGAAAGUGAAAUAUUCUACCGUACUGCCUUAUUAAGUAAACUAUUAGCAAUGGAAACCACAAUGCUGGAGUCAACACAAAUAUCUAAUCAAACUCUUAAUUCAAGCAAUAUUUCAAAUAUUACACUCAAUCCCAGCAAUAUAAGUUUAAACAAACAGCAGAAACGUACAUUUAAUUUAACGAAAAUUUUACAAAAUUCCGUAUAUCCAGAAGAAUGUACACAAAAUGAUAAUUUAAUUAAUGCCUCCGUUGUACCCAAUCAUUUAAGCAAUACUAGUAUCUUUGAACAAAGUCUCAUGAUAAACUCAAAUGAGACAAAAGAGCCAGAAACGCAAACCGUGCCGGAAGAUGAGAGUGUUUUUCUUGAAGAUACUAUAGUAGAUGAAGAAUUAGUAUUGAGUUUAACACAAGGACAAAAUCAACAAGCGGAGCCGCAACAUGUGCCCAUGAAUGUAACAUUGCGCGAAGAGGACAUGGAAUUAUUAGAUAUUUUGCAACAAUUGGAGGAAAGCAACGAAGAUAAAAUUGAUUUGGAUAGCAGUUUAGCACCUUUGUCACAAACUCACAAAAAUUUUGCUAUAUCACCCCAAGAAUUGGAUAAAGAAACCACUGCCGCUGCUAUGCAUAAACCCCCCGCAGAUACAGAUUCUGAAGAAGAUCAAGAAAAUGAUGAUAAUAUACAUGACUUUUCUAUAGCUUUAGAAAACUUAGAUGAUUUGAUACUAAAACUAACACAGUCACAAAGAGAACCUCCUUCGCCAAAUCAUAAAUCACAUCUAGAAGAUGUACCUCAAGUAGAUGGAGCCGAUGAUCUGUUAAGAACUCCCACAAAAGCUGCAAAAACUGUGGUAGCAAAAACUUCGCCAAGCACGCCCACUACUCCCAAAAAUAGACGUUUAACAAUGGGUUCUCCCUGUCGUUCUCCCCGAACGCCUAAAACUGGUCAUAAAUAUGCUUCUUUGCCUCUAGUUUCUAUUAAUCGUUCAACGGGUAAAACCUCAUCAGUUAACAAUUCAGAUGACACUACUCCACUGAAACAUUCUACAGGGGAUCGAAACAGUUUACCAAUAUUCUCUUUACGUAAAAAACUGGCUUUAUCCGAUAUACGUCGUAAAAGUAUAUCGGUUGAUACUGAUGUAGAAGAUCAUGUUAUUCCGGUGACUGCAAGUACCAGCUCCAGCCGAAGACGUUCAAAAAGAUUGGUUAAUUUAGAUAAAACCCAUGUCACAUGUGCCUUAACACCACGCAGAACAAAUGAAAAAUUGCUUAAAGUAUACAGUUUUGAUAAUAAAGAUAACGAAAUAAAUGAACUCGAUGAAGAUUCAAAUGAAGCACAAAAGAAAAAGGAAAUGGUUGAAGCUGCAACAAUAAGUAGUAAUAAAAAACAAGAAAAUUUAAAAAAGCUAAAACCGUCUAGGAGAAAAGAAAUAAAUGUUCAAACUGCUGGAAUUGAAAACAAUGAUGUUGAACUACCAAAUAAUUUACAAGUUAAAAAGCUAACAACAUAUAAUGAAAGACAUUUGAAAACGUCUAGAAAAGAAAUACAAAAUUCUAAAACCAUUGAAAAGCCGGACUUGAAAGUGGUAUUACAAGAAAAUUCAAAAGAAACUGCAAGUACAAUUAUUGAAACUUCUGUAAACAACUCCGAAAACUUGGAAGAAAUUACAUCCGAAGAAGAAAUUAUAGAUUCUGAUAAUGAAGCUGAAUUGCCCAUGAAUAAUUUACGAAAAACACCAAAUUUAAAAAGACUAAGGCGUAGUUUUAUAGUCUCUAGUUCGGCAAAACGUAGAAAGAUAACUAAAACUAAUUCAAGCUCCAAUACUACAUCAACGGUUAAUUCAUCCAAAUUUGAUAAUGUUAUAGAAAAUACUGAAGUAACUACAUCGAACUCUAAAGAAGUUACAAAUCAUUUAAAAUUGAAAAAAUGUAAAGUGAAAUUAAGAAAACUACCACAAACGGAAGGAUACAAAAAGAGACAAAAUGAAAUUAAAAGUGGAGGAAACAAUUUCGAAAAUUCGAAUAAAGAAAAAAAUAUCGAAAAAUUAGAAACAUUAAAAGAUGACCUAAAAAUUAAUUUGCAAUUAGAAGAAAACUGCAUACAGAUUCUAAAUCCUCAGGAUAAAUCAAAAGAUAAAAUGGAAACAGAAACAGAAACAAAUGAUACAGUUUCAAGCAAAGUAGAUAAUUCUAAAUGUACUUUAAAGUUAGAAUUCCAAACAGAAACUGCAAAAGCUGUGUCUGCUACAAAUCAUAUAACAGCCAAUGAAAGUUUAGCAAGGGCAACUUCAUUUGAAGCUUCCCCAAUUGAAGAAAAUAAUGAAAUUUCUCAAAACAAAAUAGAAUUUCAAAAAAAUCCAACAAAUAAUAUUCCACCAAUUUCACAAAAUUUGGAAAAUUUACAAAAUGCAUUAAAACUACAUUUACAAUUUGAACAGAACUCCACCAGCAAUGAACUGACCACUGAAAAUAUAACAAAAACUCCAUCAUUCGAUAUUUUUUCUAACUCUCAAACCAAAGAAAGUUCUGAUGAAGAAAUUACAGAAACGCCGCCAUUACAAAAUGAUAAACACCAAACAUUUAAACGGUUCUCUGGUAAAUCAAUAUGUUUACAAAGUCCAGUAUUAUUUUCCCAGAAUUCCAGUCCUAUAUUCUUAACCAAUGCUGAAUUACAUAAAUCAAAAACUCCCUCUAGGUCAAAUUCUUUGCAAUCUGAGAGCAUUAUUGCACUAUCUUCUUCGAGUAACCAUUCGCCCAAAACAGCAGAAUCAAAACUAAUUUUAACCCCGCUAGAUUUGCCUCCCAGCCGGGAAGAAGUCAUAAAAGGUUGCCGUAAAUUUCAAUUACCAGAAUAUGAAUUUCAACGGCCUUUCUACAGUAAUCCGGAUGAUAUAACCAAACAUAAGGAGCUGGGUUUUACUAUACUUCAGAUACCUGGUAAUAAACUGAAUGAUGUAGAAGAAUUUCAAAGUAUUUUGGGUUCAGAUGCUAAGGGUUUAACGGCUUGGAGACGUGAAAAACUGAUGAAACUCGGUGGCAUAGAAAUGUUGAAUAAAUAUCGUAACUCACAGCGGAUACGAGAAUAUUUUGCCAAUCAGAAAUCCGUAACCAUUACACCCAAAAUGCAAGCUCCCACUAGGCAAGAAGUUAAGUUAUGGUUAAAGGCUAGAGAGUUGUUAAAAAAUAAAGAAGACGAACUGGAGGAAUUAAAAACGAAAAACCCUGAAGAAGACAGUCCAAUUAAGAUUCGUCGACAAAAAGUAACUAUGAUGUUGAAUGCUGGUGAUGGAGAUGCUGACAGUGAGGAUGCUGAUAAUAGUUUAGAUUGUUCUUCAAGAAGCCUUACGCUAACGCCUCUAACACCAGGAACACCUGUGGCAUAUGAGCGGAACAUGAAGGAAGAGCUUAAACAAAGUUUUACUCCUGUAAGCAGACAUUUAGAAAAAAUCCCCUUAAAACGUGAUAUUUCCUUAAGAAAACGUAACAAUUGUAGAGUUUUGAGACGUGUUUCACUGAAUAAACAACUUAAAGAAGCUUUUGAAAAGGAAACUCAAUCUGCUUCCAAAGAAAGCUCACAAGAGCUAGCUAAUGUUAAAGAGAGUAAAGACAGUCAAGAGAGUAUUGUGCCUAAUACUCAGGGUAGUGAAACAAGUGUGACCAGUCAAACUGCCUUAGCUGAGUUGGAGCGUUCAUCUUUCAUGCGUCACUUAAAGGAAACUGAUGUAACUAUUAGUGGUUUAUCAGAGAAUUCUACCAUAAACAAUUCUUUCGGUUUUAAAGUGGCUUUAGAGAAUUUACAACAGGCCAAGGCAGAUGUAGAGUUCAACUAUCUUACGAUUGUCACUUUGGAAGUAUUUGUGGCCACACGAGAUGAUUUAUUUCCCAAUCCAGAACUAGACGAGAUUCGUUGCUUAUUCUACGCCAUAGAAAAUAGUAUACCCAACGAUCAUAUGGAUAUUGAGAAAAAACUACCCCGCAAAGCUUGUGGCUAUAUAAUGGUACACGAUUCUCGUGACAUUGUGGCCAAGGAGGGUCGCAUUCAUGGCAUUGAUAAAGACAUUGAGGUUACCGUAGUCCAAACAGAAGUUGAGGCUUUAGAGGCUCUAUUGGGUUUGUGCUCACGUUGGGAUCCUGAUAUUUAUGCGGGCUAUGAAAUAGAAAUGUCUUCGUGGGGUUUUGUUAUCGAGCGUGCCAAGUAUUUGUGUUUGAAUAUAGCACCGCUGUUGUCUAGAGUUCCAACGCAGAAAAUGAGAGAAUUUGUUGACGAAGAUCGUGAGUCAUUUACGGACUUGGAUGUGGAGAUGAAACUUUGUGGACGUAUAUUACUAGAUGUCUGGCGUUUGUUACGUUCUGAAAUUGCCUUGACCUCCUACACUUUUGAAAAUGUCAUGUAUCACAUUAUGCACAAACGUUGCCCGUGGCAUAAUUAUCGAACCUUAACUGAAUGGUUCUCAUCUCCCUGUUCUCGCUGGAUUGUUAUUGAGUAUUAUUUGGAGAGAGUACGGGGCACAUUAGCACUAUUAGAUCAGUUAGAUUUAAUAGGAAGAACAAGUGAAAUGGCAAAAUUAAUAGGUAUACAAUUUUAUGAAGUUCUCUCCCGAGGAUCGCAAUUUCGGGUGGAAAGUAUGAUGUUAAGAAUUGCUAAACCUAAAAAUUUAGUACCUUUAUCGCCCAGCGUCCAGCAGAGAGCACAUAUGAGGGCGCCCGAAUAUUUGGCCCUAAUUAUGGAACCUCAGUCACGUUUUUAUGCUGAUCCUUUGAUAGUAUUGGAUUUUCAAAGUUUAUAUCCGAGUAUGAUAAUAGCAUACAACUAUUGUUUCUCAACCUGUCUGGGAAGAGUAGAACAUUUGGGACAAUCAAUACCAUUUGAGUUUGGUGCCUCUCAACUACGCGUCUCUCCUGCUAUGCUACGUAAAUUGGUUGAUCGUGAUCUCAUUACCAUAUCACCCUGUGGCGUGGUCUUUGUCAAAUCUUCGGUACGUGAGGGUAUUUUACCACGUAUGCUAACGGAAAUUCUGGAUACCCGCCAAAUGGUUAAACAAUCCAUGAAACUGCACAAAUCUAAUUCAGCCUUACAGCGAAUCUUGCAUUCUCGCCAGCUGGGCUUAAAACUUAUGGCCAAUGUUACAUAUGGUUAUACGGCGGCCAACUUUAGUGGUCGUAUGCCGGCUGUUGAAGUGGGUGAUACUGUAGUUUCCAAGGGUCGUGAGACUCUAGAGCGUGCCAUUAAAAUGGUGGAAACCAAUGACAAGUGGAAUGUUAAAGUGGUCUAUGGUGAUACGGAUUCAAUGUUUGUUUUAGUUCCAGGACGCAAUCGUGACGAAGCAUUUCGUAUUGGCGAGGAAAUUGCUGAGGCUGUAACAAAACAAAAUCCUCAUCCGGUUAAAUUGAAACUAGAGAAAGUCUAUCAGCCUUGCAUAUUACAGACCAAAAAACGUUAUGUUGGUUAUAUGUAUGAGACUGCAGAUCAGAAGGAACCCGUUUAUGAAGCCAAGGGUAUUGAAACUGUUAGAAGAGAUGGCUGUCCUGUUGUAGCUAAGAUGUUAGAAAAAGUAUUGCGUAUUCUUUUCGAAACUGCCGAUGUCAGUCAAGUGAAACAUUAUGUUUGUAGACAAUUUACCAAACUAUUAUCUGGUCGGGCAAAUCUACAAGAUUUAAUAUUUGCUAAGGAGUUUAGAGGUAUCAAUGGUUAUCGACCAACGGCGUGUGUACCCGCCUUAGAGUUAACUAGAAAAUGGAUACAAACUGAUCCACGCCGCAUACCUCGCCGCGGUGAACGAGUGCCAUUUAUUAUAACAAAUGGACCACCGGGUGUGCCUUUAAUACGUAUGGUGCGUCAUCCACAUGAUGUAUUGGCCGAUGAGGGCCUAAAAAUCAAUGCCGUUUAUUAUAUAACGAAAGCCAUAAUACCGCCUUUAAAUCGUUGUCUUUUGCUAAUUGGAGCUGAUGUCAAUGAGUGGUUUGCCAAUUUACCGCGUAAAAUUCUGCUAACACCUGCUCUCUCCACUGCCAAUGAGAUUAUUUCCUGUCCCAAUUCCAAAUCUAAGAAAAGUACCAUUUCCCAAUUUUUCUCCACCACAAAUUGUAUUGUUGAUUGCGGCCGCCAAACGAAACAGGGUAUUUGUAUGGAAUGUAGUCAGAAUUCAACGCGUUCCAUGAUUGUAUUACAAUCGAAAAUUUCUAAAAUUGAACGUUCUUAUCUUUCCACACAACACAUAUGUCAGGCCUGCUGUGGUCGGGUGGGAGAUCUAAAAUGUGGUUCUCUGGAUUGUCCCGUAUUGUAUGUAUUGGAAGUUAAACGUCGGGAUUUGCAGCAGAUUAUGCAUUUUAGGAAUUUAGUGGAGGCAAGAUUUUAAUUCAAUUUAUGUUUAGUAAUAUAAAAUAUGGUGUAUAUUUUUAAAAAUUAGUGCAUGAAUUAAAGAAUUUGUUAUUGAAAAGUAUUGCAGUAAUGAUAAUGUACAAAUUAAAUAAUAAGUAUUAGAUAUUACAUAAAAUGUAGUUAAAAAAUUAAGUAGAUAACAAUGUAUGCAUUCAAUAUAUUACACGAUUAAUUUCAAUAAAAUUUUUGUGGUCAAUUUCUAUACCACUACACUAAA
Molecule: messenger RNA, 7517 nt
Organism: Calliphora vicina (urban bluebottle blowfly)
Lineage: Eukaryota; Metazoa; Arthropoda; Insecta; Diptera; Calliphoridae
Gene: DNApol-zeta
Product: DNA polymerase zeta catalytic subunit
Exons: 17
Coding region: 36-7277 (2413 amino acids)
Biological process (GO): double-strand break repair via homologous recombination; error-prone translesion synthesis
Cellular component (GO): zeta DNA polymerase complex; nucleus
Molecular function (GO): DNA-directed DNA polymerase activity; DNA binding; nucleotide binding
Source: RefSeq, a predicted model, not a curated record